Messenger RNA from Phragmites australis (common reed), 3165 nucleotides. RefSeq names its product putative leucine-rich repeat receptor-like protein kinase At2g19210. Lineage: Eukaryota; Viridiplantae; Streptophyta; Magnoliopsida; Poales; Poaceae. The coding region runs from base 172 to 2859 and encodes 895 amino acids. Gene Ontology annotation, molecular function: protein binding; ATP binding; protein kinase activity. The record is from RefSeq and is a predicted model, not a curated record. The transcript is spliced from 13 exons. Gene Ontology annotation, biological process: protein phosphorylation.
UGCCCCACAAUUGCAGUUUAGGACAACCUAGACCUAGUAAGAUAUGUGUGCAUAAAUACCUGCUAGUGGCUUAGUCCCAUGGAUAUGCUUUGUACGUAUGCAAGUCUCUGUCUCUCUCUUUGCUAGAAGGUCUCUCUUUAUGUUCAGUGCUCACAAGGGUGAGCAGGAAGGAUGAAGCUGUGUGUUGCAAUUCUCUUAUUCUACAUCUUGCAGUAUAUCAGUGCCCAGCCUGAUUACCGCGGUUUCAUAAGCAUUGAUUGUGGCAUCCCAGAGAACUCUUCCUACCAAGAUCUCACUUCAACCAUAAUAUAUGUCUCGGACCAUGGUUUCAUCGGCUCGGGAGAAAACCGCAACAUCUCCUCAGAGUACAUCAAGCCAUCACUUGCAAUGCGCAAUUAUAAUGUCCGGUUCUUUCCUGAUGGCAAGCGGAAUUGCUACACCUUGAGAUCCUUGGUUGCUGGAAACAAGUACUUCAUUCGUGCAGACUUCUAUUAUGGAAACUAUGAUGGCCUGAACAAGCUUCCUGUCUUCGAUUUGUAUAUGGGGGUAAACUAUUGGCAUGAAGUUAAGUUCAGCGAUGCAAGUGCAGUUAAUUGGAUGGACAUCAUAGUUGUGGCUCCUUCUGAUUACCUUCAAGUUUGUCUGGUGGACAAAGGAAUGGGAACUCCGUUUAUUUCUGGGCUGGAUUUGAGGCCACUGAAGGCUACUCUUUACCCAGAGGCAAAUGCUAGUCAAUCUCUUGUCCUGAUCAAUUCCAAUCGUUUCAACAUGGGCCCCACAGACAAUUCAAUAGUUAGGUACCCUCUUGAUCCCCAUGAUCGCAUUUGGUCGACAUAUGACACAAUCCCGGGCUGGACUGAGAUAUCUGCAACAUCUGUUGUUCGGAAUUAUCUAACAGAUGCCUACAAUGUGCCAUCAGCCGUCAUGCAAAAUGCUGCAAUGCCUGCCAAUGGCUCAAGAAUUGACUUCUCAUGGGAUCCAUCUGAUCCCUCGCUGAAUAUCAGCUCCAAAUACUUCUUUGUUUUCUACUUUGCUGAGUUACAGAGUGUACCGAGCAAUGCACUGCGACAGUUUGAUCUCAUUGUCAAUACCAACACAUGGAGCACACAACCUUACACUCCACGAUUCCUAUUUGCUGAUUCCUUGUCUGGCACUGUACAGGGGCAGGCAAGGUAUACUGUUUCACUUGUUGCUACGAAAAAUGCAACACUUCCCCCUAUUUUAAAUGCCAUGGAGAUGUACUUGAUGAAGCCGACAAAUGAGACUGCAACUGAUCCUGGAGAUGCUAGAGCCAUGAUGACAAUUCAAGAAAAUUUUGGUGUGAAGAAAAACUGGAUGGGUGAUCCAUGUGCUCCAAAAGCUUUUGCAUGGGAAGGAUUGAACUGUACCUAUCCUCCAGCUGGUUUCUCAAGAAUAACAGCAUUAAACUUGUCUUCCAGUGGGUUGGUAGGUUCUAUUGCUACUUAUUUUGGAGAUCUGAAAGCACUACAGUACCUAGAUUUGUCACGCAACAACUUGUCCGGUCCUAUUCCAAAUUCUCUUGGGCAACUUCCAUCACUAGUGUUUCUGGAUCUCUCCAGCAAUUAUCUAAGUGGACCAAUUCCUUACAGUCUUAUUCAAAAAUCACAAAAAGGGACUCUAUCACUAAGGGUUGGUAAUAAUGCAAAUUUAUGUGAGGAUGGUACUGCCUGCGGAUCUGGUCCAAAGAAAUUUAAGGGGCCACUUGUCGCUGCAAUAAUCAUUCCAAUAGUAGCCGUCAUUGCACUAUUUGUCAUUUUAAUUCUUCUGCUGCGCCAAACACUCAAGAAAAAAGCUAAGAAAAGGACUACUAGUCCUCAAGAUGAAACAGCGUUACUUGAGAACCGAGAAUUCUCAUACAGAGAACUGAAGCAUAUUACAAAGAACUUUAGCCAAGAGAUUGGUAAAGGCGGGUUUGGAGCUGUGUACCUUGGUUACCUGGAGAAUGGAAACCCAGUUGCUGUGAAAGUGCGGUCUGAGUCAUCUUCACAAGGGGGUAAAGAGUUUCUGGCUGAGGCUCAACACUUGACAAGGAUACAUCAUAAGAACUUGGUUUCCUUGAUAGGCUAUUGCAAGGACAAAAAUCAUCUGGCCCUUGUCUAUGAGUACAUGCCUGAAGGGAACCUGCAGGAUCAUCUGAGAGGCACUUCUACUAGUAAACCACUCACUUGGGAGCAGCGUCUUCAAAUCGCCCUUGAUGCUGCUCAAGGUCUGGAGUAUCUGCAUGUCUCGUGUAAGCCAGCAUUGAUUCACAGAGAUGUGAAGAGUAGGAACAUCCUCUUGACCACAAAUCUUGGGGCUAAGAUUGCUGAUUUUGGUCUGACCAAGGCUUUCAGUGACUCAAAAACACAUAUCUCCACUGAACCAGCUGGUACAGUGGGCUACUUAGAUCCUGAGUAUUACCGCAGUUAUCAGAUCAGCGAGAAGAGCGACGUGUACAGCUUUGGUGUCGUGCUCCUGGAGCUCAUCACAGGCCACUCCCCUGUUGUCCCUAUAAACGAGAGCGUGAGCAUCCACAUCGGGGAGUGGGUGCACCAGAACCUCGACCACGGUAACAUCGAGAGCAUCAUGGAUUCAAGGGUGGGAGGCGACUACGACAUCAACUCUGUCUGGAAAGUCGCUGACUUGGCAAUGCGCUGCAAGCAACAAGUCUCCAGGCAGCGGCCCACGAUGACAGACGCUGUGGCACAGAUCAAGGAGAGCAUCGAGCUCGAGGCCCGGUGUGAUGGAAAGCGAAACUCGGCUUUGGCCGGUGAUGAUCUGAGCGAGAGAAGUGCAUUUGAGGUAGAAGGGCUCGUUGGGGAGAUAUCAAGGGCCUCUCCUGGUCCUGCAAUGAGAUAGAUUUGAUCUUUAGCUGAAGCUCUGGAGGUUACUCAGGUUAGAGCCCGCUUCACUUUUGUUUUCAAUGGAUCUUGUGCCAUGGGCGUUGCUUAGAUGAAGUUGUGAAAAAAGUAGUAUAAAAAGGUGUUGAAAUGGGAUCAGACAUGCAUCUGAUGGUGUUCUGACGGGAACCUGAAACCUGCAGUUCAGUCUCAGUGUUUAUUUGCUGAUUUUGUGUCAUUGUGUGACCUUAACUUUCCAUCGGUGUGGUGGUUAUGAUGAUGAUUGUGUAACCUGCUAGUCAUGCCGGAUUUUUUUUUUAUAUGU